AUGUGCGGGCGCGGCGCGGCUUUGUGCGGCGGCUCCCCCGCCCCGGCCCCGCACUGAGCAUGUGCCGGAGCCCCUGCCCGCCCCCCGCCCGCGGGCCCCGCGCCGCGCGCCGAGCCCCGCGCAGCGCCCGCGCCGCCGCACGGGCUGAGCGGGGCCAUGGAGCUCCGCAGGUCCAUCUCGGCCAGCGCCGAGGCCGAGAGACCCACGCGGCGCUACGGGGCAGUGGAGGAGACGGAGUGGAAGGCGGAGGCGCUGGGCAGAAAUCAACUUGACAUCAUUUCAAUGGCUGAAACAACAAUGAUGCCUGAGGAAAUUGAGCUUGAGAUGGCAAAGAUCCAGAGACUUCGGGAAGUCUUAGUCAGAAGAGAAUCAGAACUCAGGUUUAUGAUGGAUGACAUCCAGCUGUGCAAAGACAUUAUGAACCUUAAGCAGGAGCUGCAGGCUUUGGUAGCAAUCCCAGAAAAAGAAAAAACAAAGAUGGAGAAGCAAAGAGAGGAUGAACUGAUUCAGAAGAUUCAUCGACUGGUACAAAAAAGAGAUUUUCUUGUAGAUGAUGCAGAGGUGGAGAGAUUAAGGGAAAAAGAAGAAGACAGGGAGAUGGCCGAGUUCCUUCGCACCAAGUUAAAACCCAUCGACAAAGCAACACAGUCUCCUACCAGCAGCCCAGCAGAAAAGAAGGCAGAACCUCCUCCAAGCAAGCCCACCAUUGCCAAGGCAGGGUUGGCAAUUAUAAAAGAUUGUUGUGGGGCCACACAGUGCAACAUCAUGUAGAGCCCCGGGCUUGGCACCCUGCUUGUCUUUUCAAUGUUUCCAUUGAGUGGCAGUGGAUGGUGAGGGGAACCACCAGCAUCCUGCUGAGGGAGGCAAGAGCAGCUGCACAGGUGUAACCAUGGACUGGACAUGGCAGGUUCCUCACUGUUGCAUGGAUCACUCUACACGCAUGCCUACAAACUAAAGAAAUCUAUAUAGUGGCUGUCCAGGGACCAGAAGAGAUCAGCAGUAGAGUCAACAAAAACCACCCCCGUGAUACAGGUGAAUGAAAAGGGGCUCUAUUUAAUCCAUAUGGUGUAAACCAGCAAUUUUAAUAGGCUAUAACUUCAGAAGAAUAUGUUGUACACUUUCCCCCUGUGAUAAACUACACUCAAAAUUGCCAAAUUCUCCUAUUUUGGCUACUUUUCAGAACAAAAGCCACAAGUAGCAAUGCUAUGUAUAGCACAACUGAUAGAGGAAGCAACUGUAGGAUAACUGAUGUUGCAUACAAAAUACCAAACUCGUGUGAUGUUCAGCUACUUAGCUGUGGAGUUUCAUUUCAAAUUCUUCCUAAAGAAUGAGAUCAGUGACAAGGAUGCUGCAAGUAGCUACAGAUUUUUAUAUCCCAUAUGAUAUCUGAGUUACUCAAGUCAAAUUAAUAUUGCUUGCACCGGGGGAAAUAAAUCCCUGGCAAAGCUUUAGCAAAUCACAGCUACAGUAAUCUGCAAGUUGAUGAUGCAGUCCAAGGUUGUGUCACUUCUGUUUUAGAUCUCCAGCUCCCAUGAAGUAAGAGAAAUAUUCACCCAGGGUUUUUUCCAUUUUUACAAGCUAUGUGCAGCAGGAGAUUACACAUCACUGAGAGAUUGCAGGGAGAAAAACAGAAGACAAAAUUUAACUAAUAUUGAAACCAUGCUUAAAGCAAAUCUUAAUUGUAUAUUUUCUGACCACAAGAAAUAGCAACUAUCCAUAAAAAAGCAUAGGAAGACACAAGACACCCAAGACAAAUUGGCCACAAGACAAAUAUACAAAUACAGAAGUAGGUAUUUGUGGCAGGAAGAUCACAUUCUAUAUAAAAUGGGUUUAAAAUUAAGGGAAAUACAGAAAUCCUUGUCUGUGUUUCACCAUUAAGUGUGUUUCUGGUCUCUAUGCAGAUUAAGCUUGUGGAAUCUAAUAUCUUUAUAUUAGCUGUCAGUAGCUGGUUUGUCUGUGUGAUGGUAUUCCAUAUAAAUGUACUGUGAUAAGUGUAAAUAGUAAAAUAAACGUACAUGGAUCUAGUGUGACAGUCUCAGGCUUAGAAAUAACAAAAGAUAGCAAAAAGUUCCUAAAAUAACGUUUUGCAAAAGGAACUUCCAUUUUGUGAAGCCAGCUAAGUGAAGUGUGUGCUUAUAUACCAAGGAACCACAGUAUAGGAAAGGAGAAAAAAUUAACAGCAGUUACCCCAAAAGGAUAAACAGUUAUUUUUUUAGAGAGAAAAAGUAUCUAAUUAAGGUUGAAGGCAAUAGACACCAUCUAAAGUAACUCAGACUAUCCUUACAAAAUAAAACCUAAUCCCUAGCACUGACUGAUUUGAUGAAAAACACAUUUCCAGAAUAAUUUCAGUAUUGCAGACUCACUUGAGACAAAGAACCAACAUCACUAACUACCUUAAGUUUUAAGGAUCAAAGAGGAAAAACCACAAAAGGUUUCCACUGAGACAUGAAGCACUUUAAUUACUUUGACCAAAGAUGCAGGCAAGAGAACAAAGGCUGACUCUCAUGUGUGAUUAUUGUAUCCUUGUUGAGACAUACAACAGCACAUUGAGCUCCUAGCUGACACAAUCUGUGCCUGGUGUGGGCUGGGCUCUGCAGGGCACCUGGGUACAUUUACACAGUUAGGGGGAAAACUGCUUUUAGGGGAGAAAAUACACACUGGAGGGAAAGAAACACCCAUUGGCUCCUGUAAAAUUGCACAGGCUCUUGCUGGUACCCAGUUAAGACAUCAGGAAUUGUCAGUAUCUGAGGCAAGAGGCAGAUGGGCAGGUGUUCAGUGUCAUUAAUAAAAGCAAAUGGGAGUCAAGGAAAAACCAAAUUUUAAACUUUAAACCUGGGGAGGAUCAGCUGUGAAUGCCACUAAGGGUCCGGAAGGACUUUGCACAUGGUUUUUAAGGCCUGAGGUGACUUCUGCAAAAGAGUGUUUAACCCCGGCUGUGCUGAUGAGUGGGGUGAUCCCUACAGGCUGCACCGACUCCACCUGGGAAUGAAGUGAAGUGAGUGCAAUGUUGGUUGCCAUGAAAAAAUUUCAUUAGCAAGAAACAGACAUUCCUGAGAAGCAACGCUCAUGACCAGGCUACAGAGUAAUCUCCUUUAAUUAAAUCCAAGAAGAAACACAGCAAGUAGGAAUGUGCAAUAUUCUUACAGUUGAGCACUGGCAGCCAGUGCCCCAAAGGGACUUGAACUCCGGGAGUGUUAAUGAGAGUGAACUUCAUUUUCAGAAGUUCUAGCUUGGCUCAGCUGGAAGGUUUUCUGUAUGCCAGUUUUUGUUUUUAAUUAGCAAAUUUCUUUGUUUAUUUGGGUGGGUUUGAAGAGCUAGCCUGCAGUGCACAAGUGGUUCCUUCAGAAGUGGGUCAGUGAUGCUGCUUAGCAAUAAAGUCCUGGGUUUUUUAGACUGUAAGGUCACAGUCUCAGCUGUGUUCAACACUGGUUUAGUGUUGCCUAUCUAGAACACAGCAGAGCCCUUAUGGCUGAUGUCAAAGCUAAUGGCUGCAAUUAAACAAACUUAGGAAGGAAUUAAGUGUAAAACUCCUGUAAACUUAGGAAGGAAUUAACUGUAAAAAUCUUGACCCUUAUUUUUAAAAGCCAGACUAAAUCACUGAAUAUUCCAAGAACAACUAGGGGCUUUGUAACUUCCAUGAUCCUGUGAGCACAACACAUUACACAAACCCCGUAUCUAAAAUCAGCAGAGGAUCAGGCAAGUAUCUUUGGGUGACUAUAUGGAGUAACUGGCAUCAUUUCAGAGUUGAUUUUCAGAUAUCAGUCACUGUCAGCAGAGAGGGACAGUGAUGGAAGCACCCAGUAUCUCUUCUGGAAAUCCUGGCUAUUUAUCACUUCACAGAGAAGGCAAGGCAGUGGAAAAGGAAGAGCAUGUGUAAGAAUGUGUAAGGUGGAUUUGAGACACUCUGGUAAACAUAACUGUGUUCAGGAAAGGAUCUUGGUCUGCUGAGAAAAACAAAAGUGCUGAAGUGCUAUUUGUACAAAUCACCAGUUCCACCAGCAAAUGGUUCUCUUGUACCUUCCCCUAGACCUACUGAAUCUCUUCCAAGUUAAACAUAUUUCCAAAUAAACUAAGCUGCUGUGUUAUACUAA
Molecule: messenger RNA, 4091 nt
Organism: Motacilla alba alba
Lineage: Eukaryota; Metazoa; Chordata; Aves; Passeriformes; Motacillidae
Gene: BMERB1
Product: bMERB domain containing 1
Exons: 6
Coding region: 157-771 (204 amino acids)
Biological process (GO): negative regulation of microtubule depolymerization
Cellular component (GO): microtubule cytoskeleton
Source: RefSeq, a predicted model, not a curated record